Dovyalis caffra is the source of this 897-nucleotide messenger RNA. The record is from the annotation of a GenBank genome assembly. NCBI's taxonomy places the organism in Eukaryota, Viridiplantae, Streptophyta, Magnoliopsida, Malpighiales, Salicaceae.
AUGACUUUGUUCCGACAGGAUCCUAACGCCCGCGCUUCGUCUUCACAGCCUCCAUACGCCUGUGACGAAUGCGUUACCCAACUUGUUGACUCAUCCCCAGCAAUUCCGAGGCUUGGCAUCCAUGCCUAUGAAUGGCGGUCCGAAGGAUUACACGGGAAGUAUGGAGCGUCAUUUGUCAGAGGAGUUCAGGGGGACUCUUUUGAAGGAGAGUCGACCCUUGGUGACAAUCUUCAAGCUUCAGCUUGUCGCAAGCAUGAUACUGCCCAUGACUUGGACAAAUGGAAUGGCGUGAAUAGCUGUGCACACAUUAGAUCUCGACUAAGACACUCAGACAAGAGUGGGGCUUCAACGGGUACAUCGCGUGGGAUUCCGAUGCCGUCAACUUCCAUCAUGUUGAGCAAAAAUACGCUUAAGACACCAGAAGAUGCAGCUGCCGAUGCGCUUAGAUCUGGGAUGGAUGUGGAAUGCUCAACCUCUGCAAGAUCAAAAGAUUUCCCUAGCCCUUCGUUCUCUAUGAGGAUGAGGCUAGGACUAUUCAAUGGUGAUCCCACCAAACAGCUUUACGGCAAUAUUGCUCCAGACCAAGUCCGUUCCCAAGAACAUCAGGCUCUAGCCCUUGAAGCAGCUCUAGAUGGCAUUGUCCUACUAAAGAAUUCUGAUAGGCUUCUCCCUCUUUCAAAAUCAGGAAUCUCUUCUCUUGUAGUUGUAGGCCCCAAUGCGCACAAUUCAACAUACCUUCUUGGAAAUUAUUUUGGUACGGCCUGCAAAAAUGUUACGAUAUUGGAAGUAUUGCGGAAGCAUAUCAGCUCCGCCUCGUAUAACAAAGGUUGCAAUAAAGUUUUAUGCACUCCCGCUGCAGUGAAGACAUCAGCAGAAAUGGCACAAACGGGAGAUUAA